AUUGAGUGAAAAAAAUAAUUGCAUUUCAUUUACGUUUGGUUUUUGGACUCGACUUUUGUUUUGUUGACAUUUAAUUGUGAUUUACAUCCGAUCUUUGAUUGAAUCCAUUGACCCAUUUGUUGGACACGAUGUCAGCCAUGGAUGCACUGAAGCCAUACGUCCAUAAGAUCCGAAUCCCUGUCCAAAACGACAAGAUAUACAAAGACGAGUGUGUUUUCUCUUUCGACUCUCCGUUAUCACCGGAUGGACUGUAUGUCUGUUUGAAUACGUUUCUCGGUUUUGGCAGAGAUUUCGUUGAACUCCACCACAAGAAGACCGGAAACGCGGUGUUUCUCAAUCUCAAGCGAAUCGCUCGCGAAAUGCCUCAAAGCGAUUGCGAAGAAACGAAACCAAAGAUCACGAAACUGGCGAUCGGUAUUGAAGGCGGGUUUGAUGUGAACUCUCAGCCGAAACAGCAAUUCGAUGAAAUCAAUUCAGUGGUGAUUUUACCGCAAUUUACUGUCAUUCCUCUCCCAAACCCCGAUCUUCCCGAACAGUUGUUGCAAUCAAUAUCAAUGGUGUUGUCGUCGGACGCGGCCUUCAGGUUAGAGGAGUUGCAGGCAUUGGCCGGCACUUGGGAUGGAGAGAAGAGGAUUGUCUCAAAAUAUGCCAAUGAUUUGAAGCAAUUGGAUAAUGGCGUCAAAAUUCCUCCUAAGGGCUGGAAAUGUGAGAAAUGCGACAAAAGAGAUAAUUUGUGGCUUAAUUUAACCGACGGUACAAUACUAUGCGGUCGUAAAUACUUUGACGGCACGGGUGGUAACAAUCACGCGUCCGAGUAUUACGCGGAGACUAAAUAUCCGCUCGCAGUCAAACUCGGAACCAUUACCGCCGACGGCGCCGAUGUCUAUUCUUACGAUGAGGACGAUAUGGUUGAAGACCCGCUUCUGGCCAAACAUUUGGCGCAUUUCGGCAUAAAUGUGAAGCAAAUGGAGAAAACAGACAAAUCGAUGAUUGAGUUGGAAAUUGAUUUGAAUAAAGGUUUGGGCGAAUGGUCUAUAAUACAAGAAGAAGGUUCACAAUUGAAGCCACUGUACGGCGCGGGCUAUACUGGGCUCUCAAAUCUGGGCAAUUCGUGUUAUUUGAAUUCCGUAAUGCAAGUGAUGUUCAGUAUUCCCGACUUCCAGAACCGCUAUUUCCCGCCCGACAAGAUCUUCGAGUCGGCG
Molecule: messenger RNA, 1202 nt
Organism: Medioppia subpectinata
Lineage: Eukaryota; Metazoa; Arthropoda; Arachnida; Sarcoptiformes; Oppiidae
Source: the annotation of a GenBank genome assembly